AUGGGCACUGUGGGUCCAGUUCUCUGGAUCCUUUCUGCUUUGACACUUAAUCAUGCCUUUGAACUGUCAUCUCGAGUGUCGAAUCCGGCGCACAAUGAUCGAGUCUGCAGCACCUGGGGAAAUUUCCACUAUAAGACAUUCGAUGGAGACAUUUACCAGUUUCCUGGACCCUGCAACUACCUCUUUUCUUCCAACUGCAAAAACACCUUUGAAGAUUUUAAUAUCCAGAUAAGGCGCUCUGUUGACUCACAGAAGCCAGUUCUGUCCUAUGUGGUUAUAAAGAUUGAAGGGCUCGUCAUUGAGAUGAAGAAGGGAGACAUCAUUGUGGGAGGAGAACAGGUUUCGCUUCCAUUCAGCCAGUUUGGAGUUCAGAUACAGCAGACCAGUGUCUAUGUGAAGGUGUCAGCUAAGCUGGGUUUAACUCUUUUGUGGAAUAAUGAAGAUUCUCUGAUGCUUGAAUUGUCCUCAAAAUACAUGAACACAACGUGUGGAUUGUGUGGAAAUAUGAACGGGAUCAGUCAGGAUGAAUUCCAAACCAACAAUGUACUGUUGACUCCUGUACAAUUUGGAAACUUGCAAAAGUUUGACGGGCCCACCGAACGUUGUGAAGAUGUUAUUUCAUCUGUUCAAAAAAACUGCAGUGACUUGAAGGACACCUGUGUCAGCAUGCUCUCCAGCCCAGCAUUUGAUGACUGUAGCAUACGUCUCCCCCAGAAGUCCUACAUAGAAGCUUGUAUGUCAGAUCUUUGCAGCUGUCAGUCGUCAAAUGACGCGUCCUGUUUCUGUAACACUUUAGCCGAGUACUCCCGACAGUGUGCCCAUGCUGGUGGACGACCAAGUAACUGGAGAAACAAUAUGUGUGCGAUCACCUGCCCAAUGAAUCUGCAGUAUGAUGAGUGUGGCUCUCCUUGUGCUGACACCUGUUCCAAUUUUGAGCAAACCCAUGUUUGUGAAGAACAUUGUAUGGAUGGCUGCUUCUGUCCACCAGGAACUGUAUUUGAUGAUGUUCACCAGAAAGGCUGUAUCCCACUCAGCGAGUGCUCCUGUACUUACAACAAUACGAUAUAUGCACCUGGAGAAUCCUACAGCACGAACUGCCGUAACUGCACCUGUCAAGGAGGUAAAUGGAGCUGCCAGGACCUUCCAUGUCCCGGAUACUGUUCUUUGGAGGGAGGAUCUCAUAUCUACACCUAUGAUGGUAGUCACUAUAACUUCCAUGGGCAAUGUAACUACAUCUUUACAAAGGACUGCGUUCAAGACAUGUUUACUGUACUUGUUGAGCUGGCGCAAUGCGGUGUCACCAAAACAGAGACCUGCCUAAAAAGUGUUACCCUUUCCCUGGAGAAAGGAUUUACUGUCAUAACAGUCAAAUCUUCUGGCACUGUCCUCUUGAAUGGAAUCUACUCCAGUUUACCUCUCUUUACAGACAAUCUUGCUGUGCUCCAGCCUUCCUCCUUUUACUUGAUUGUUAAGAGUUUCAGUGGAAUCCAGAUCCAAAUCCAGCUUACCCCUGUUAUGCAGAUCUCUGUGAGCUUGGAUGAGAGGUAUAAGGGAGAAGCAUGUGGACUGUGUGGGGAUUUCAACAAUAUCCAAACAGAUGAUUUCCGAGCUGGCAGUGGACUUGUGGAAGGAACAGCUUCUGGUUUUGCCAACACUUGGAAGGCCCAGGCAGACUGUCCAAAUGUGAAGGAGAGUUAUGAUAAUCCAUGUUCUCUCAGUGUGGAGAAUGAGAGAUUUGCCCAGUACUGGUGUUCUCAGCUAUCGGACAGCAAUGGAAUUUUUGCACCUUGUCAUGCUGCUGUGCAUCCAGAAAUAUAUCAAAAGAAUUGUAUGUAUGACAGCUGUAACUAUGAAAACAGUGAGGACAGUGUAUGUGCAGCAUUAUCAGCCUACGUACGGGCCUGUGCCGCUGAGGGAGUGAUCCUGACAGGGUGGAGAGGUGUCGUCUGUGAUAAAUAUACAAAGAACUGCCCAAAGAACAGCACCUAUCAGUAUGCCAUUAGCACUUGCCAGAAAACCUGCCGUUCUCUGAGCGAUCCCGACCCCAGCUGCAGCUUCGAGCUCCCUACUGUUGAUGGCUGUGCUUGCCCAAAUGAUACCUACCUUCAUGACAGCGGAGCCUGUGUUAUUGACAAGCAGUGUCCCUGUUACUACAAGGGAUCGAUAAUGCCACCAGGAGAGGUCGUUUAUGACAAGGGGGCUAUGUGCACAUGCCAGAGUGGCAGACUACACUGCGUUGGCAAAACACCAACCAUUGCAGUGUGCCCUGACAAUAUGGUUUAUUUUGAUUGCGCCAAUGCUUCAAAGGGAGGAAAAGGAGCCGAGUGUCAGAAAACGUGCCAAACCCUGGACAUGGAAUGUUUCAGUAUUCAGUGUGCUGCGGGUUGUGUAUGUCCGGACGGCCUUGUGCUUAGCAAUAAUGGCAGCUGUAUUCUUGAGGAAGAGUGUCCAUGUGUCCACAAUGGAGAAAUUCACCAAAGUGGAGAAACCAUCCAGCAAGACUGUAAUACAUGCACCUGCAAAGACAGAAAGUGGCAGUGCACACAGAAUGAGUGUCAUAGGACGUGUGUUGUAUAUGGAGAAGGACACUAUGUCACCUUUGAUGGCAAGCGUUUCGAUUUUAGCGGUGACUGUGAAUACACGCUGACUCAGGAUUAUUGCUUAUCUAACUCUGGAAAUGGUACUUUCCGAGUCAUCACGGAGAACAUCCCAUGUGGGACAACGGGAGCCACCUGUUCUAAAGCUAUAAAGGUUUUUCUUGGGAACUUUGAACUGAAACUGAGUGAAGGAUCAUAUGAAGUAUUGGAAAGAGACAUUGGCAGUGAAGUCCCCUACCAGGUUAGGCAGAUGGGUAUUUACCUUGUGAUUGAGGCCACGAAUGGAUUAAUUCUCAUGUGGGACAAGAAGACCAGUAUCUUAAUCAAGCUAAGCCCUGAGUUCAAGGGACGGGUUUGCGGUCUUUGUGGUAACUAUGAUGGCAGUGUAUCCAAUGAUUUUAUUACAAGAAGUCAAUCAGUGGUGGUCAAUAUUCAAGAAUUUGGGAACAGUUGGAAAGCUGCCCCCACAUGUCCUGAUGCUCUGCCCCUAAAGGACCCUUGUGUUACCAACCCAUACCGUCAGACUUGGUCCCAGAAGCACUGCAGCUUUAUCAUGGGCUCAACCUUCUCCAAGUGUCAUUCCAAGGUUGAUCCUACUCCUUAUCAUGACACUUGUGUCCAAGACACAUGUGCUUGUGAUUCUGGUGGGGACUGUGAAUGCUAUUGUACCGCUGUUGCUGCCUAUGCUGCUGCCUGUAGUCAAGCAGGAAUUUGUGUCUCAUGGAGAACCCCUGAGAUUUGCCCUCUAUUUUGUGAUUACUAUAACCCUGAAGGAGAGUGUGAGUGGCAUUAUAAGCCUUGUGGAGCUCCCUGCAUGAAGACCUGUAGGAACCCCAGUGGCCACUGCAUGAACACACUACCUGGAUUAGAAGGAUGUUAUCCAAAAUGCCCAAAGGAACGACCUUUCUUUGAUGAAGACAUUAUGAAGUGUGUGGCUCAGGCAAAUUGUGGGUGUUAUGAUGACGAUGGAAAACGUUACAGUGUUGGAGAUAUGGUCCCCUCUUACAAGAACUGUGAAUCAUGUAUUUGCACAAAGAAAGGACGCCGCUGUCAGAUGGAUGAGAGGGCAUGUUACUGUUACUAUGGAAAUAUGAAGUACAACUACGGAGAUGUCAUUUAUAACACUACUGAUGGAAUUGGAGGAUGCAUUACAGCCACAUGCUCAUUCAAUGGAACCAUCGCAAGAAAUGUCUACCCUUGUGUUCCCACCACCAAGGCGCCCACCACAACCUUCCAUUUUGAUACAACCACUAAAAUCCCAUUGAAUAUCUCCACACCAGAGCAAAUGUCAUCGACUUCUGUAUCCUGCAUCAAAGAAGUGUGCAAGUGGUCACCAUGGUAUGAUGUCACCUGUCCAAAGUAUGGAGAAAAUGAAGGAGAUUUUGAAACCUUUGAUAAUAUCAGAAAGAAGGGCUAUUCUGUAUGUAAAGUCCCUUCUCAAGUGGAAUGUCGAGCACAAAAGUUUCCCAAAAUCUCAGUUGCAGACUUGGGCCAGAUAAUACAAUGCAAUACAUCAGUGGGACUUGUAUGUUAUAAUAGAGACCAAUUCUCUCAACUAUGUUUUAAUUAUGAGAUCAGUAUUCUCUGCUGCACCUUUGUUCCAUGUGGCGAAACUUCUGCCUCCCCAACACCUUUUGUGACUUCUUCUCCAAACACCACUUUGACAACAAAAUCCCUAAAGACUACAGUCACAACAUCUAUACCAGCAACAGGGACAUUAAAUGCAAUAUCAUCUGAAAAAACUACACCUAGAACAUCUACUAUAAACUCAGUCACAGAAACUGUAAAGCCUUCUACAACCAAACCUCAAGCAACAACUCACAACACUCCAUGUCAGAAAGAAAUGUGCACUUGGACACCGUGGAUUGAUGGACAUUUCCCCAGCAUUAUUAAUUCUGAUGGUGACUUUGAAACAAUAGACAACAUUAAAGCUGCUGGAAACAACGUAUGCUCAAAACCAGAGGACAUUAAGUGCAGAGCUGAAAAUUUCCCAAAUAUAACUAUUGAAGAAGUUGGCCAAAAAGUAACGUGUAAUCUCACUCAUGGUCUAAUUUGCAAUAACAAAGAUCAGGACAAGAACUUUCCUCUUUGUUACAACUACCAAAUAAAAAUUCUUUGUUGCUCUAUGGAGGACUGUGAACUAUCUACCAGCCUUGCUCCUACAACUGUAGAAAUUCACUCAACCAAACAUCUUGCAACUCCUGAAUUCACAAGAACAACACAAUUGACAAAAACUACCAAAAUGUCUACUGAGUCUGGAGAAGUAACUUCUGCUUUCAAAAUCACUGGUAAGAUAACAUCUGCCAAGGCAAAUACUGAUUUGCAUAAGUCAACCACUGAGUCUUCACAUGAAGAGAUGACAUCUAGAAACCCUGUCACAACUGCUAAAGUUUCUACACAAUCUCAUGAAGUCACUUCAACCUACAAAACAACACCUGGAAAACCAAUGACUUCUGAAGCGUCCUCUCCAAAAGAAACUACUGCAUACAGAAGAACAACUACAGAAGAGGAACAUAAAGAAACCACCUCAAGCAAACCUGUCUCUAUAAAAACUACCAAAAUGUCUACUGAGUCUGGAGAAGUAACUUCUGCUUUCAAAACCACUGGUAAGAUAACAUCUGCCAAGGCAAAUACUGAUUUGCAUAAGUCAACCACUGAGUCUUCACAUGAAGAUAUGACCACUUCACGCAAACCUAUCUCUGUGAAAACUACCAAAAUGUCUACUGAGUCUGGAGAAAUUACAUCUGCCAAGGCAAAUACUGAUUUACAUAAGUCAACCACUGAGUCUUCACAUGAAGAUAUGACAUCUAGAAACACUGAACAUGAAGAAACCACUUCACGCAAACCUGUCUCCAUGAAAACUACCAAAAUGUCUACUGAGUCUGGAGAAAUAACAUCUGCCAAGGCGAAUACUGAUUUGCAUAAGUCAACCACUGAGUCUUCACAUGAAGAUAUGACAUCUAGAAACCCUGUCACAACUGCUAAAGUUUCUACACAAUCUCAAGAAGUCACUUCAACCUACAAAACGACACCUGGAAAACCAAUGACUUCUGAAGCAUCCUCUCCAAAAGAAACUACUGCAUACAGAAGAACAACAACAGAAGAGGAACAUAAAGAAACUACCUCAAGCAAACCUGUCUCUAUAAAAACUACCAAAAUGUCUACUGAGUCUGGAGAAGUAACUUCUGCUUUCAAAACCACUGGUAAGAUAACAUCUGCCAAGGCAAAUACUGAUUUGCAUAAGUCAACCACUGAGUCUUCACAUGAAGAUAUGACAUCUAGAAACCCUGUCACAACUGCUAAAGUGUCUACACAAUCUCAUGAAGUCACUUCUGCAUACAAAACGACACCUGGAAAACCAAUGACUUCUGAAGCAUCCUCUCCAAAAGAAACUACUGCAUACAGAAGAACAACUACAGAAGAGGAACAUAAAGAAACCACCUCAAGCAAACCUGUCUCUAUAAAAACUACCAAAAUGUCUACUGAGUCUGGAGAAGUAACUUCUGCUUUCAAAACCACUGGUAUGAUAACAUCUGCCAAGGCAAAUACUGAUUUGCAUAAAUCAACCACUGAGUCUUCACAUGAAGAUAUGACAUCUAGAAACCCUGUCACAACUGCUAAAGUGUCUACACAAUCUCAUGAAGUCACUUCUGCCUACAAAACGACACCUGGAAAACCAAUUACUUCUGAAGCAUCCUCUCCAAAAGAAACUACUGCAUACAGGAGGUCAACUACAGUAGAGGAACAUGAAGAAACCACUUCACGCAAACCUGUCUCCAUGAAAACUACCAAAAUGUCUACUGAGUCUGGAGAAGUAACUUCUGCUUUCAAAACCACUGGUAAGAUAACAUCUGCCAAGGCGAAUACUGAUUUGCAUAAGUCAACCACUGAGUCUUCACAUGAAGAUAUGACAUCUAGAAACCCUGUCACAACUGCUAAAGUUUCUACACAUUCUCAAGAAGUCACUUCAACCUACAAAACGACACCUGGAAAACCAAUGACUUCUGAAGCAUCCUCUCCAAAAGAAACUACUGCAUACAGAAGAACAACUACAGAAGAGGAACAUAAAGAAACCACCUCAAGCAAACCUGUCUCUAUAAAAACUACCAAAAUGUCUACUGAGUCUGGAGAAGUAACUUCUGCUUUCAAAACCACUGGUAAGAUAACAUCUGCCAAGGCAAAUACUGAUUUGCAUAAAUCAACCACUGAGUCUUCACAUGAAGAUAUGACAUCUAGAAACCCUGUCACAACUGCUAAAGUGUCUACACAAUCUCAUGAAGUCACUUCUGCCUACAAAACGACACCUGGAAAACCAAUUACUUCUGAAGCAUCCUCUCCAAAAGAAACUACUGCAUACAGAAGGACAACUACAGAAGAGGAACAUGAAGAAACCACUUCACGCAAACCUAUCUCUGUGAAAACUACCAAAAUGUCUACUGAGUCUGGAGAAGUAACUUCUGCUUUCAAAACCACUGGUAAGAUUACAUCUGCCAAGGCAAAUACUGAUUUGCAUAAGUCAACCACUGAGUCUUCACAUGAAGAAGAAACCACCUCAAGCAAACCUGUCUCUAUAAAAACUACCAAAAUGUCUACUGAGUCUGGAGAAAUAACAUCUGCCAAGGCAAAUACUGAUUUGCAUAAGUCAACCACUGAGAUAACAUCUGCCAAGGCGAAUACUGAUUUGCAUAAGUCAACCACUGAGUCUUCACAUGAAGAUAUGACCACUUCACGCAAACCUAUCUCUGUGAAAACUACCAAAAUGUCUACUGAGUCUGGAGAAGUAACUUCUGCUUUCAAAACCAUUGGUAAGAUAACAUCUGCCAAGGCAAAUACUGAUUUGCAUAAGUCAACCACUGAGUCUUCACAUGAAGAUAUGACAUCUAGAAACCCUGUAACAACUGCUAAAGUGUCUACACAAUCUCAUGAAGUCACUUCUGGCUACAAAACGACACCUGGAAAACCAAUGACUUCUGAAGCAUCCUCUCCAAAAGAAACUACUGCAUACAGAAGAACAACUACAGAAGAGGAACAUAAAGAAACCACCUCAAGCAAAUCUGUCUCUAUAAAAACUACAAAAAUGUCUACUGAGUCUGGAGAAGUGACUUCGGCUUUCAAAACCACUGGUAAGAUAACAUCUGCCAAGGCAAAUACUGAUUUGCAUAAGUCAACCACUGAGUCUUCACAUGAAGAUAUGACAUCUAGAAACUCUGUCACAACUGCUAAAGUGUCUACACAAUCUCAUGAAGUCACUUCUGCAUACAAAACGACACCUGGAAAACCAAUGACUUCUGAAGCAUCCUCUCCAAAAGAAACUACUGCAUACAAAAGAACAACUACAGAAGAGGAACAUAAAGAAACCACCUCAAGCAAACCUGUCUCUAUAAAAACUACCAAAAUGUCUACUGAGUCUGGAGAAGUAACUUCUGCUUUCAAAACCACUGGUAAGAUAACAUCUGCCAAGGCAAAUACUGACUUGCAUAAGUCAACCACUGAGUCUUCACAUGAAGAUAUGACAUCUAGAAACCCUGUCACAACUGCUAAAGUGUCUACACAAUCUCAUGAAGUCACUUCUGGCUACAAAACGACACCUGGAAAACCAAUGACUUCUGAAGCAUCCUCUCAAAAAGAAACUACUGCAUACAGAAGAACAACUACAGAAGAGGAACAUAAAGAAACCACCUCAAGCAAACCUGUCACUAUAAAAACUACCAAAAUGUCUACUGAGUCUGGAGAAGUAACUUCUGCUUUCAAAACCACUGGUAAGAUAACAUCUGCCAAGGCAAAUACUGAUUUGCAUAAAUCAACCACUGAGUCUUCACAUGAAGAAGAAACCACCUCAAGCAAACCUGUCUCUAUAAAAACUACCAAAAUGUCUACUGAGUCUGGAGAAGUAACUUCUGCUUUCAAAACCACUGGUAAGAUAACAUCUGCCAAGGCAAAUACUGAUUUGCAUAAGUCAACCACUGAGUCUUCACAUGAAGAUAUGACAUCUAGAAACCCUGUCACAACUGCUAAAGUGUCUACACAAUCUCAUGAAGUCACUUCUGCAUACAAAACGACACCUGGAAAACCAAUGACUUCUGAAGCAUCCUCUCCAAAAGAAACUACUGCAUACAGAAGAACAACUACAGAAGAGGAACAUAAAGAAACCACCUCAAGCAAACCUGUCUCUAUAAAAACUACCAAAAUGUCAAAUGAGUCUGGAGAAGUAACUUCUGCUUUCAAAACCACUGGUAAGAUUACAUCUGCCAAGGCAAAUACUGAUUUGCAUAAGUCAACCACUGAGUCUUCACAUGAAGAUAUGACAUCUAGAAACCUUGUCACAACUGCUAAAGUUUCUACACAAUCUCAUAAAGUCACUUCUGCCUACAAAACGACACCUGGAAAACCAAUGACUUCUGAAGCAUCCUCUCCAAAAGAAACUACUGCAUACAGAAGAACAACUACAGAAGAGGAACAUAAAGAAACCACCUCAAGCAAAACUGUCUCUAUAAAAACUACCAAAAUGUCUACUGAGUCUGGAGAAGUAACUUCUGCUUUCAAAACCACUGGUAAGAUAACAUCUGCCAAGGCAAAUACUGAUUUGCAUAAGUCAACCACUGAGUCUUCACAUGAAGAGAUGACCACCUCAAGCAAACCUGUCUCUAUAAAAACUACCAAAAUGUCUACUGAGUCUGGAGAAGUAACUUCUGCUUUCAAAACCACUGGUAAGAUAACAUCUGCCAAGGCAAAUACUGAUUUGCAUAAAUCAACCACUGAGUCUUCACAUGAAGAUAUGACAUCUAGAAACCUUGCAACAACUGCUAAAGUGUCUACACAAUCUCAUGAAGUCACUUCUGCCUACAAAACAACACCUGGAAAACCAAUUACUUCUGAAGCAUCCUCUCCAAAAGAAACUACUGCAUACAGAAGAACAACUACAGAAGAGGAACAUGAAGAAACCACUUCACGCAAACCAAUCUCUGUGAAAACUACCAAAAUGUCAACUGAGUCUGGAGAAGAAACUUCUGCUUUCAAAACCACUGGUAAGAUUACAUCUGCCAAGGCAAAUACUGAUUUGCAUAAGUCAACCACUGAGUCUUCACAUGAAGAUAUGACAUCUAGAAACCCUGUCACAACUGCUAAAGUGUCUACACAAUCUCAUGAAGUCACUUCUGCAUACAAAACAACACCUGGAAAACCAAUGACUUCAGAAGCAUCCUCUCCAAAAGAAACUACUGCAUACAGAAGGACAACUACAGAAGAGGAACAUGAAGAAACCACUUCACGCAAACCUAUCUCUGUGAAAACUACCAAAAUGUCUACUGAGUCUGGAGAAGUAACUUCUGCUUUCAAAACCACUGGUAAGAUUACAUCUGCCAAGGCAAAUACUGAUUUGCAUAAGUCAACCACUGAGUCUUCACAUGAAGAUAUGACAUCUAGAAACCCUGUCACAACUACUAAAGUGUCUACACAAUCUCAUGAAGUCACUUCUGGCUACAAAACGACACCUGGAAAACCAAUGACUUCUGAAGCAUCCUCUCCAAAAGAAACUACUGCAUACAGAAGAACAACUACAGAAGAGGAACAUAAAGAAACCACCUCAAGCAAACCUGUCUCUAUAAAAACUACCAAAAUGUCUACUGAGUCUGGAGAAGUAACUUCUGCUUUCAAAACCACUGGUAAGAUAACAUCUGCCAAGGCAAAUACUGAUUUGCAUAAGUCAACCACUGAGUCUUCACAUGAAGAUAUGACAUCUAGAAAUACUGUCACAACUGCUAAAGUGUCCACACAAUCUCAUGAAGUCACGUCUGCCUACAAAACGACACCUGGAAAACCAAUGACUUCUGAAGCAUCCUCUCCAAAAGAAACUACUGCAUACAGAAGAACAACUACAGAAGAGAAACAUAAAGAAACCACAUCAAGCAAACCUGUCUCUAUAAAAACUACCAAAAUGUCUACUGAGUCUGGAGAAGUAACUUCUGCUUUCAAAACCACUGGUAAGAUAACAUCUGCCAAGGCAAAUACUGAUUUGCAUAAAUCAACCACUGAGUCUUCACAUGAAGAUAUGACAUCUAGAAACCCUGUCACAACUGCUAAAGUGUCUACACAAUCUCAUGAAGUCACUUCUGGCUACAAAACGACACCUGGAAAACCAAUGACUUCUGAAGCAUCCUCUCCAAAAGAAACUACUGCAUACAGAAGAACAACUACAGAAGAGGAACAUAAAGAAACCACCUCAAGCAAACCUGUCUCUAUAAAAACUACCAAAAUGUCUACUGAGUCUGGAGAAGUAACUUCUGCUUUCAAAACCACUGGUAAGAUAACAUCUGCCAAGGCAAAUACUGAUUUGCAUAAGUCAACCACUGAGUCUUCACAUGAAGAUAUGACAUCUAGAAAUACUGUCACAACUGCUAAAGUGUCCACACAAUCUCAUGAAGUCACGUCUGCCUACAAAACGACACCUGGAAAACCAAUGACUUCUGAAGCAUCCUCUCCAAAAGAAACUACUGCAUACAGAAGAACAACUACAGAAGAGAAACAUAAAGAAACCACAUCAAGCAAACCUGUCUCUAUAAAAACUACCAAAAUGUCUACUGAGUCUGGAGAAGUAACUUCUGCUUUCAAAACCACUGGUAAGAUAACAUCUGCCAAGGCAAAUACUGAUUUGCAUAAAUCAACCACUGAGUCUUCACAUGAAGAUAUGACAUCUAGAAACCCUGUCACAACUGCUAAAGUGUCUACACAAUCUCAUGAAGUCACUUCUGGCUACAAAACGACACCUGGAAAACCAAUGACUUCUGAAGCAUCCUCUCCAAAAGAAACUACUGCAUACAGAAGAACAACUACAGAAGAGGAACAUAAAGAAACCACCUCAAGCAAACCUGUCUCUAUAAAAACUACCAAAAUGUCUACUGAGUCUGGAGAAGUAACUUCUGCUUUCAAAACCACUGGUAAGAUAACAUCUGCCAAGGCAAAUACUGAUUUGCAUAAGUCAACCACUGAGUCUUCACAUGAAGAUAUGACAUCUAGAAAUACUGUCACAACUGCUAAAGUGUCCACACAAUCUCAUGAAGUCACGUCUGCCUACAAAACGACACCUGGAAAACCAAUGACUUCUGAAGCAUCCUCUCCAAAAGAAACUACUGCAUACAGAAGAACAACUACAGAAGAGGAACAUAAAGAAACCACAUCAAGCAAACCUGUCUCUAUAAAAACUACCAAAAUGUCUACUGAGUCUGGAGAAGUAACUUCUGCUUUCAAAACCACUGGUAAGAUAACAUCUGCCAAGGCAAAUACUGAUUUGCAUAAAUCAACCACUGAGUCUUCACAUGAAGAUAUGACAUCUAGAAACCCUGUCACAACUGCUAAAGUGUCUACACAAUCUCAUGAAGUCACUUCUGCAUACAAAACGACACCCGGAAAACCAAUGACUUCUGAAGCAUCCUCUCCAAAAGAAACUACUGCAUACAGAAGAACAACUACAGAAGAGGAACAUAAAGAAACCACAUCAAGCAAACCUGUCUCUAUAAAAACUACCAAAAUGUCUACUGAGUCUGGAGAAGUAACUUCUGCUUUCAAAACCACUGGUAAGAUAACAUCUGCCAAGGCAAAUACUGAUUUGCAUAAAUCAACCACUGAGUCUUCACAUGAAGAUAUGACAUCUAGAAACCCUGUCACAACUGCUAAAGUGUCUACACAAUCUCAUGAAGUCACUUCUGGCUACAAAACGACACCUGGAAAACCAAUGACUUCUGAAGCAUCCUCUCCAAAAGAAACUACUGCAUACAGAAGAACAACUACAGAAGAGGAACAUAAAGAAACCACCUCAAGCAAACCUGUCUCUAUAAAAACUACCAAAAUGUCUACUGAGUCUGGAGAAGUAACUUCUGCUUUCAAAACCACUGGUAAGAUAACAUCUGCCAAGGCAAAUACUGAUUUGCAUAAGUCAACCACUGAGUCUUCACAUGAAGAUAUGACAUCUAGAAAUACUGUCACAACUGCUAAAGUGUCCACACAAUCUCAUGAAGUCACGUCUGCCUACAAAACGACACCUGGAAAACCAAUGACUUCUGAAGCAUCCUCUCCAAAAGAAACUACUGCAUACAGAAGAACAACUACAGAAGAGGAACAUAAAGAAACCACCUCAAGCAAACCUGUCUCUAUAAAAACUACUAAAAUGUCUACUGAGUCUGGAGAAGUAACUUCUGCUUUCAAAACCACUGGUAAGAUAACAUCUGCCAAGGCAAAUACUGAUUUGCAUAAAUCAACCACUGAGUCUUCACAUGAAGAUAUGACCACUUCACGCAAACCUAUCUCUGUGAAAACUACCAAAAUGUCAACUGAGUCUGGAGAAGUAACUUCUGCUUUCAAAACCACUGGUAAGAUUACAUCUGCCAAGGCAAAUACUGAUUUGCAUAAGUCAACCACUGAGUCUUCACAUGAAGAUAUGACAUCUAGAAACCCUGUCACAACUGCUAAAGUGUCUACACAAUCUCAUGAAGUUACUUCUGCAUACAAAACGACACCUGGAAAACCAAUGACUUCUGAAGCAUCCUCUCCAAAAGAAACUACUGCAUACAGAAGAACAACUACAGAAGAGGAACAUAAAGAAACCACCUCAAGCAAACCUGUCUCUAUAAAAACUACUAAAAUGUCUACUGAGUCUGGAGAAGUAACUUCUGCUUUCAAAACCACUGGUAAGAUGACAUCUGCCCAGGCAAAUACUGAUUUGCAUAAAUCAACCACUGAGUCUUCACAUGAAGAUAUGACAUCUAGAAACCCUGUCACAACUGCUAAAGUGUCUACACAAUCUCAUGAAGUCACUUCUGCAUACAAAACGACACCUGGAAAACCAAUUACUUCUGAAGCAUCCUCUCCAAAAGAAACUACUGCAUACAGGAGGUCAACUACAGUAGAGGAACAUAAAGAAACCACUUCACGCAAACCUGUCUCCAUGAAAACUACCAAAAUGUCUACUGAGUCUGGAGAAAUAACUUCUGCUUUCAAAACCACUGGUAAGAUAACAUCUGCCAAGGCGAAUACUGAUUUGCAUAAGUCAACCACUGCGUCUUCACAUGAAGAUAUGACAUCUAGAAACCCUGUCACAACUGCUAAAGUGUCUACACAAUCUCAUGAAGUCACUUCUGCAUACAAAACAACACCUGGAAAACCAAUUACUUCAGAAGCAUCCUCUCCAAAAGAAACUACUGCAUACAGAAGGACAACUACAGAAGAGGAACAUGAAGAAACCACUUCACGCAAACCUAUCUCUGUGAAAACUACCAAAAUGUCUACUGAGUCUGGAGAAGUAACUUCUACUUUCAAAACCACUGGUAAGAUAACAUCUGCCAAGGCAAAUACUGAUUUGCAUAAGUCAACUACUGAGUCUUCCCAUGAAGAUAUGACAUCUAGAAACCCUGUCACAACUGCUAAAGUGUCUACACAAUCUCAUGAAGUCACUUCUGGCUACAAAACGACACCUGGAAAACCAAUGACUUCUGAAGCAUCCUCUCCAAAAGAAACUACUGCAUACAGAAGGACAACUACAGAAAAGGAACAUGAAGAAACCACUUCCCGCAAACCUAUCUCUGUGAAAACGACCAAAAUGUCUACUGAGUCUGGAGAAGUGACUUCUGCUUUCAAAACCACUGGUAAGAUAACAUCUGCCAAGGCAAAUACUGAUUUGCAUAGGUCAACCACUGAGUCUUCACAUGAAGAUAUGACAUCUAGAAACCCUGUAACAACUGCUAAAGUGUCUACACAAUCUCAUGAGGUCACUUCUGCCUACAAAACAACACCUGGAAAACCACUGACUUCUGAAGCAUCCUCUCCAAAAGAAACCACUGCAUACAGAAGGAUAACUACAGAAAAGGAACAUGAAGAAACCACUUCACGCAAUCCUGUCUCCAUGAAAACUACCAAAAUGUCUACUGAGUCUGGAGAAGUAACUUCUGCUUUCAAAACCACUGGUAAGUUAACAUCUGCCAAGUUGAUUACUGAUUUGCAUAAGUCAACCACUGAGUCUUCACAUGAAGAUAUGACAUCUAGAAAACCUGUCACAACUGCUAAAGUGUCUACACAAUCUCAUGAAGUCACUUCUUCUUACAAAACAACACCUGGAAAACCAAUUACUUCUGAAGCAGCAUCUCCAAAGGAAACUACUGCAUCCAGGAGGUCAACUACAGUAGAGGAACAUGAAGAAACUACUUCCCGCAAACCUUUCUCCAUGAAAACUACUAAGAUGUCUACUGAGUCUGGAGAAGUAACUUCUCCUUUUAAAGCCACUGGUAAGACAACAUCUGCCAAGGCGAAUACUGAUUUGCAUAAGUCAACCACUGAAUCUUCGCAUGAAGAUAUGACAUCUAGAAUCCCUGUCACAACUGCCUUAAAAACAACAUCAGAAACACCAAUGACAUCUAAAAUAACAUCUACAAAGGAAACUUCAAUAUCAUUAAGGUCAACCACGGAAUCUGCACAUGAAGAAACAUCUUCACACAUACCUGUUACCAUGAAAUCAACUAAAAUGUCUACGGAAUCUGGAAUAGUUACAUCAGUAUUCAAAACUACCCUUGGUAGGAUAAGUUCUGUUAAGACAACACCUUUCCAGACAAGUACUGUCUUUUAUAAGUCAACCACUGAAUCUAAACAUGAUUUGACAUCUCAAAAGCCAAGAACAGUUGAGACUACCAAAGUGGUUACAGAAUCUCAUGAAGUAACUGCAACAUCUCAUACCAUUUUUAGUACAAAGAGUACAUCUGAAGAGAUGUUGUCCACGCAAUUUUAUUCACAGCAACCCCCAAAAUCUACACAUCAGUCAACAUUCCCAACUUCUGGAAAAGUCAGCACGGAGCGCACCGUUACAACAACCUCUCAACUAUCAACAGCAGGCACUGAAUCGUUUUCUACAGUUCGAUGCAUGUGUAAUGUCAACGGAGUUUUUGUUCCUCCAGGACAAGUGAUAUACAACACCACCGACAAUGCAGGCUGGUGUUUCUAUGCAAAAUGCAAUCAAAACUGCGAGGUGGAAAGAUACAGUGAACAAUGUUACAGUUCUACUGUGCCAACUGUUACCAGUAGUACUAAGACCACAAAGACUGUAACUGCAAGUACAGGUACCAUGACUACAAAGAAGACAGAAAGUACUACAAAGAAAUCAGAAACAAGCACCAAGACAUCUCAGACAUCUCAAACCAAGACUUCAACAUCAAGUGCUAGUUUAACCAGCACUAUCAACCCUGAAUGCAGUGCUCUCAUGCCUCCACGAGCGGUGAACGAAACUUGGAUGAUAGACAAUUGUACCCAGGCAAGAUGUAUUGGAGAAAACAACAUAGCCAUAAAUAAGAAGCAGUGUGCACCAAUAAACGAGGUGGUCUGUGCCAAUCGCUUACAGCCCCAGAAGAUAUUUGAUGACAGUGGCUGCUGUUAUGAGCCGGAAUGUCAAUGUGUUUGCGGUGGUUGGGGAACCUCUAACUAUAUCACUUUUGAUGGUACUUACUACUCUUUUAAUGGUCAAUGCACCUAUGUCCUCGUGCAGCAGAUAACUCCAGUAUUUGAUCACUUCCGAGUUUAUAUCGACAACUUCUCUUGCAACCCUGAUGACCCAAAUUGUGUGAAGACUCUACGCAUUAUGUACAAAAAUGACACUAUUGUGCUGAAAUCCCAGUCUUUGAUUCAAAGAAUAUUCAACCAGAUUUAUAUAAAUGAAGAGAGAGUAUAUCCAGCAAUCUACAGAAAUGGUAUAUUGAUCACAACCUCCGGUAUAUUUGUUGUUGUGGAGAUCCCAGAGCUUGGUGCAUACCUCUCAUUCAAUGCUCUUAGCUUCACGGUGAAACUUCCAAUCAGCAAGUUUUCUGGUAAUACUCAAGGACACUGUGGUAAAUGUUCAAAUAAUCAGAUUGAUGACUGUAUACUUCCAAAUGGACAACUGGCUCCAUCAUGUACUCAAAUGGCAGGGCAAUGGAAUACACCAAGUCAAGACUCAACAUGCAGCUCCAUCCCUACAACUACCCCAACUGGUAUUCCAAGCCAGUCUACACUCCCAUUCUCUUCAUUGCCACCCACAUAUUUCUCCACUGUUAUGUCCAGUGUUCCCCAUACUCUUUCAACAAGGGUUCCAUCAACUGAGCUGUCUUAUCUUCCUUCUACCUCUUUGACAACAAAGCAAAUCAUUUCGUCAGAAGAACCCUGCAAUGCCCCUGAGGUUUGCACACUUAUCUUAAGCAGUGUCUUUGAGAAAUGCCACAGUGUUGUACCCCCCGAACCUUUCUACCAGGCCUGUGUCACUGAUGGCUGUACUAAGUCACAAGAUGACAUUCUGUGCUCCAGUCUACAGAGCUAUGCAAGAAUCUGCGGAAUGGAAGGUGUCUGUAUAGACUGGAGAAACAGUACCAAUGGUUUAUGCUCUAUGAACUGUUCCUCACAUCUUGUGUACAAUCCAUGUGGCUCUGCAGUAGAACGCACCUGUGAUUCCAGAUAUAAUGACGCAUUUUUGAAUGAGGGUACAGAAGACUUCAUGGAAGGAUGCUACUGCCCUGAAAACAUGACAAAAUACAACGCUGUAUCAGACAAAUGUGUUUCCACUUGUGGAUGUACUGGACCAGAUGGAAUGCCCCGAGAGCCUGGUGAUACGUGGGACAGCAACUGUAAGACCUGUCGCUGUGAUAACAUAUCAUUGAGUGUGCAGUGCGUUGAAAAAUCCUGCGCUUUACCUGUCUCUGAAAACUGCACUAAGGAAGGAUAUAUGCCUGUUUCUGUACCAGACGUAUCCAAUCCAUGCUGCCUAGUCACUGAAUGCCGUUGUAAUGUCAGUCUUUGCUCCAACACUAAAAAGGACUGUGAGCCUGGAUAUGAGGCUGUGCUAUAUACGAGUCCAGAAGAGUGCUGCCCAAUCUACAAAUGUGAACCCAAAGACGUGUGUUUACAUAAUGGGACAGAAUACCAGCCUGGUACCACAGUUCUUUCUUCAAACCCUUGUGAAAAAUGUAUGUGUGAUGAAAAUAUGAAUGAGACAACAGGAAUAUAUCAUGUUUCUUGCACUCCAGUGAUAUGUGACAAGAAGUGUGCUCAGGGCUUUACAUAUACAAAUGUCCCAGGACAAUGCUGUGGAAUAUGUGAACAGACAGAGUGUAUCAUGGACUUGCCUGAUAACUCUACACAUCUUCUCAAGCCUGGAGAUACAUGGUCGCCUCCUGGAGAUAACUGCACUGAAUAUGAGUGUAUCCGUAAGAAAGACACGUUAUUAACUGUGGCAUCCAAAAUAUCAUGCCCAAGAAUCAACCUCGAUGAAUGUGUACCUGGCACUAUUCAAAAAGAUCCAAACGGAUGUUGUUUAACAUGUGUGAAAGAAGAAAAUAAGUGUCAGAAGUUAAAGACGGACAACAUCAUUCUUCAAAAUGGCUGCAAGUCUAUCAAGCCGAUUACAAUGUCAUACUGUCAAGGAAACUGUGAAAGCUAUUCCAAAUACUCUGCAGAAUCUCAGUCUAUGGAGAAAAAAUGUGUUUGUUGCAAAGAGACAGAAACAGAAAAGAUUUCCAUUAUCCUUACUUGUCCCAACGGCAAGACAAUGAAAUACUACUUUAUUAAUGUGAAGAAAUGUAGCUGUGUUGACACCACCUGCAAAAAAGAAUACAACCAGAAUAGUAAAGAAGACAACUCUGGAGAUGAUAGCCAAUCAGAUUCUAAUGAGAAAGAGGUAGAUGGUAAGGACAAAAUAGCUCCAGUAACCAAGCAGGGCCCUACAAUCUCAAACAAACCAAUGAAGACCACUAGACAGCUUCAGGAGAAAGAAGACAAAAAUGACAUAAAUAGAGAGAAUAGUAAGGAAAAUGAAUAGAAAUGAAAGCUCUGAUUAAAAUAGAAAGGUAUCUCCAGUAAGCAAGCAGGUUCCUUGGCUCACAAGCAAACCAAUGCAGACUGCUCCGAAGACUGCUAAGCAACAAGACAUUAAAAAAAGAAAUAAAGCAGAGAAUAAUGAUGAAAAUUAAAUCCCAGAACAAAUUUAACAAAUCAGAUUUUAUGGAGAAAAUAGACAAGAAGACGGAAGAUAAUGAUGUCUAGAUGUUUCUAGCAAUUAAGUAAUUUAUCAAUCUUCAGUUUUACAAAAAAAUACUUCUGAGC
Bufo gargarizans (Asiatic toad) is the source of this 18695-nucleotide messenger RNA. RefSeq names its product mucin-5AC-like. Lineage: Eukaryota; Metazoa; Chordata; Amphibia; Anura; Bufonidae. The record is from RefSeq and is a predicted model, not a curated record. Gene Ontology annotation, molecular function: protein binding. Gene Ontology annotation, cellular component: extracellular matrix.